GCGGUCAAAUUUAGCCCGAAACUUGCGUUGGCGGAAGGAACAAGUAAGUUUUGAAUAGUUUUUGUGUUUUGUGUUGCGUUUUCUACUGGAUUUGUUAGUAACUGUAAUUUUGUAGUUGUCAAGAUCUACACGCCAGGUUGACCAUGCCCAAGCGAAAGUACUUGACCCGGUCGCAAGCCAAACGGGCCCGAACCGAAACCACAAUCAGCGCGUUGCCACCGGAGCUUUUGCAGCAAAUCUUCGGGCGCCUUUCGUUCGACGAUCUGCUCAGCGUUCGCGAAACGUGCCACCUCUGGCGGGACGCCGUCGGCCGCUGCCCUGCGCUCAGGGACAAGUUCCGGCUCGUUUACCCCCACGGUGCUGCCCCCGGCAAGUUCAAGGUGAUCAACCGCGGUUACAAGCCGCCACCGGCCGUGCCAGCGUCGACCGUGGCUUUCAAGUGCGAUAAUUACCUCAAGAUUGGCUACAUCGGCUCGUGGUGGCCACAGGUCGCGGCGACGGUCACUUGUCUCAGCUUUUCGCAUUGCCAGAUUCCCGUUACGAUGCUGCGCCACACGCCGAACCUGCAGUUGCUGGAGCUGCUAAACGUCGCUCAGAUAAGGGAGGCACGCGGCAGUGAGCCGGACGAGUUGGAUUUUGAGCUGAGCCACUUGAAGAAGUUGUCGCUGAAGCAUUCAAGUCUUGGUCACCUGGGUCGCAUGAUCACACAACUAAAGGUCCUCGAGUGUUACACGCGCGAGCGUUCUGCCGAUACGAUGGUUGAGUUUGUCCAGUCCAAGGUAAAAAACACAAUUGAGGAUCUGAUUCUGGAAGCUCCUCGAAUCUACCUUAAGGAGUUUACGAAAUUGACCUUACUCGGUCUGAAGCGAGUGACCAUGAACCCAGCUUUUAAUGAAGCGGAUUUCGGGAAUAUGUUGGUUCAAUUCGCCCGACUUAAUCCUUCCAUCGAAGAUAUUACCGUUCCUAACGUUUUUGACGAUAAAUUUCUGAACGAGUUACUUCAAGCCCUGCCAAGGCUCAAGCGAUUCAAUUUGAAGCUAAAUGAAUCCGGAAUUUCCCAGUACGAAGAGUUGCCAGCGAUCCCGAACGUUUUGCCCCACUUGGAGAGCCUGCGAAUCGAUUGGAAUACUUCCUACUACGUGCCGCUUUCCGGCCCAAAGUUACGCAUCCGUAAUGUUCCUCGAUUCCCCAUGCUUCGAGAGUUGCACCUCGAGACUGUAACCCUGGCGGGAGAUUCGUUGGGUGAUGUUCUGCGUAACUCACCCCACCUGCACUCCAUGACCCUGAAUGAGUGUGAUUUCGAGAGUUGGCACCAACUACUUCACUUAAUCACCCAGCCGGUCGCGUUGCGCAACCUCAAGCUUACCUCGUUCCAAGUGCAUUGGUUCGAGGAUGAACCGUUCCACUGCCAGCAGCAACCGCUCGAAAGUCUGCGAUGCCUCGAGCUUGGUGAAUACGUGGGUCAAGCGAACGAGCACGUGCACGAACUGUUCCAUCUGUUUCCGCGGCUGACGGAGCUGCGGUUUGGCCCCAAAGCGAACGUCGACGACGGGCUGGUGUUGGAGAUGUGCCAAACGCUAACCCAGCUGGAACGGCUCACCGUGCUUUCCGGACGUACGACCCACGCGUCAACGGACAACGUGAAACGGCUCUGCCGCAAUCUCAAGCAUUUUACGCUCCAGAGUCCUUACUGGAACCUGGAGAAGGAUGAUUUUGUUUAUUUUUCCAAGCAUUUGCAGAGUUUUACCUAUCGCGGGAUUGAGAUCAAAGCAGGUAUCAGUGAUGAUUUGCUAUCCUGCAUCGUUAAACUUCUGGAUUUGAUGGUUCCGCUUUGGGAUUAUGAGUCAGAUAAUGAAUCCGACAUGUAAACUACGCUGAUGUUAAUGUGCUUUCUUUGUUCAGGUGAAUUCCGUGCAGAUUCAAAUCUUGUUACACUUUUGAAAUGUUAUGAUAAACUAAAAUUCAAACUAC
This is a messenger RNA of Culex pipiens pallens (northern house mosquito), 1971 nucleotides long. RefSeq lists its product as uncharacterized. The record is from RefSeq and is a predicted model, not a curated record. Gene Ontology annotation, molecular function: protein binding. The transcript is spliced from 3 exons. NCBI's taxonomy places the organism in Eukaryota, Metazoa, Arthropoda, Insecta, Diptera, Culicidae. Bases 144 to 1868 code for a protein of 574 amino acids.